AUGUCCAGGGCUCAGAUCUCGGCUCUGGUGUUCGGCGUCGGGGGCUUUGGCGCUCUCGUCGCGGCCACCGCGUCCAAUGAGUGGAAAGUAACCACCCGAGCAUCCUCGGUGAUAACGGCCACUUGGGUUUACCAGGGGCUUUGGAUGAACUGCGCAGGCAACGCCCUGGGUUCUUUCCACUGCCGACCGCACUUUACUAUCUUCAAAGUAGAAGGUUACAUCCAGGCGUGUAGAGGACUUAUGAUUGCCGCUGUCAGCCUGGGCUUUUUCGGUUCCAUAUUCGCCCUGAUUGGCAUGAAAUGUACCAAAGUCGGAGGCUCAGAUAAAGCCAAAGCUAAAAUUGCUUGUUUGGCUGGGAUUGUAUUCAUAUUGUCAGGGCUGUGCUCAAUGACCGGGUGUUCCCUGUAUGCAAACAAAAUCACAACAGAAUUCUUUGAUCCCCUCUUCGUGGAGCAAAAGUACGAGUUAGGAGCUGCUCUGUUUAUUGGAUGGGCAGGAGCCUCACUCUGCAUAAUUGGUGGUGUCAUAUUUUGCUUUUCAAUAUCUGACAACAACAAAGCACCCAGAAUGGGAUACACGUACAAUGGGGCCACAUCUGUCAUGUCUUCUCGGACAAAGUAUCACGGCAGAGAAGGAGAUUUUAAAACCUCAAACCCUUCAAAACAGUUUGACAAAAAUGCUUAUGUCUAA
This is a messenger RNA of Rangifer tarandus platyrhynchus (Svalbard reindeer), 690 nucleotides long. Lineage: Eukaryota; Metazoa; Chordata; Mammalia; Artiodactyla; Cervidae. The record is from the annotation of a GenBank genome assembly.